Vespa velutina is the source of this 3194-nucleotide messenger RNA. RefSeq names its product origin recognition complex subunit 2 (gene Orc2). The coding region runs from base 220 to 1887 and encodes 555 amino acids. Lineage: Eukaryota; Metazoa; Arthropoda; Insecta; Hymenoptera; Vespidae. Gene Ontology annotation, biological process: DNA replication. Gene Ontology annotation, molecular function: DNA replication origin binding. The record is from RefSeq and is a predicted model, not a curated record. Gene Ontology annotation, cellular component: nuclear origin of replication recognition complex; nucleus. The transcript has 14 exons.
CGGGAACUUAUCAAUUUUCGCAGUUGGUUAUACUGUGCGACUAGGCUUAACUUCAAAUUUACCUCGUAACUAUAAAUUCGGAUAAUUGCUAAUAAACACAGCCAUGUAAUAGGUGUAUGAAAAGUAUUAAAAUUAUUGUUGUGAUUUAUGUGGUAAAACUACGAAAAAGAAAAAAAAAAAGAAAGAUAAAAAUAAACUAAUAAAUAAAGAAAAAAGAAAAUGGCACAAAAUAAUGAAAAUUUACGACGUUCCACUAGAAUAAAGGCGCUCAGUAAAUCUGAAAACAUUGAAACGAAUAAAGGAAAUCUUCAGGAUAAUUUGAUUGAUUCUACAAUAAGAGAGAAAGAUCUAUUGCAAGAAGAAAUAAAGGAACAAAUUGAAAAUAUUGAUAAGGAUAUACAUAAACCAAUUGAAUUAUUUAGUGAAAAUGAUGUUAGUGGUAAAAAUAUGUAUCAGUUUGAAACGCCUAAGAAAGAUGGUAUGGUACAAAAGGCAUAUUUGUCUCGUAAAUCAUUUGAUAUGCAAAAGACUCGGAUAUACAAAGAUAAAACUAACAAAGACACUGAUGUAAAGAAUAGUACUAUUAAUAAGUCAAUUAAUAAAAGAAAAACUCUUCCUGAAAUAGAGAUAAUUUCAAGCGACAGCGAGAGUGUAUCUGAAGAAAGUGAAUUUGUACCAUCAGAGGAUGAAACAAGUACGAAGUCAGAGUAUGAAAGUAGUGAUUAUUCUGAUCUAAGUAAUGAUGAAAAUUUUAGCAAACAAAGUAAAUUAAAAACUAUACAACAUAGAUCUAAUCUAGAAUCUAAGUUAAUAACUACUCCAAGAAGAUCAGAGACCAAAUAUAAAACUCCUUGCAAAGAUUAUCAUAUAAAAACUGAUGAAUAUUUUGAGAAUCAAUCGCAAAAAGUUGUUACAUCAAAUCAUACGCUUGCACGUCUUCGUAAUUCCCGUUUUACCAGAGAUAAAUUACAAGAAUUAUUAGGAAAUCAAAAUCAUAUCAAAGAAGAACAUAAAAAGCUUAUCUAUUCUCUUUCAGAAGAUUAUCGUGAAUUCUUUCCCAUGUGGUACUUCAUUAUGGAAGAAGGAUAUACUUUGUUGUUGCACGGUUUGGGAUCAAAAAGAAAUUUAAUUAAUGAUUUUCAUAAUCAAUUUAUUUCUAAUCAUCCAACUUUAGUAAUCGAUGGCUUUUUUCCCAGUUUAACAAUAAAAGAUAUUCUUGAUGGUAUAAUAACAGAUAUUUUGGAAUUGAAUGUACCAGCCAAUAUAACAGAAUGUAUUGAACUCAUUAAAAAAAUAUUAAAGAAGAAUCCAAAGGACCGAUUAUAUUUAUUAAUUCAUAAUAUAGAUGGUAUAAUGUUGCGCUCUAACAAAGCACAGGAUACGCUUAGCACUCUUGCCAGAAUAUCAAAUCUUUGUAUAAUGGGAUCUAUUGAUCAUAUAAAUGCACCGCUUUUAUGGGAUCAUAUGAAGCAUUCAAAGUAUAAUUUUUAUUGGUGGGAUGCUACAACGCUUUUGCCAUAUGAAGCGGAGACUUCUUAUGAGAGUUCCCUAUUAAUACAACACAGUGGAGCUCUUGCUUUAUCAUCGCUUCGUAAUGUAUUCCUCUCUUUGACAUCGAAUGCUCGAGCCAUAUAUAAACUCUUAAUACAGUAUCAGUUGGAUAAUAGUAAUGCUAGUGAUUUCUCAGGAAUGGCAUUUAAAGAUUUAUAUCGAAUAUCACGAGAAGGCUUUCUCGUGAGUACUGAUUUAGCUCUAAGAGCACAACUAACAGAAUUCAUAGAUCAUAAAUUAGUACGAACGAAACGUAACAAGGAUGGUACAGAAUGUCUAAUAAUUCCACUUAAUAAUAAUUUGUUGAAACAAUUCCUUGAACAACAUGAAAACUAAAUGUUUAUUAUAUAUAUACAUAUUUAUUUUUAUACAUUAAGCCAAAAUAAAUACAAUUUUAUAUUUUAUACAUUUUUAAGGAUAAGAGAUAAAUAAAAGUGUAUAAGAAGUAAGGUAAGAUAAGAACAAAUUAAAAGUAUUGACAAAAAAGAAAAAUUAAAACGACACUUAAUUGUACAAUAUAUUAUAUGAUUUUUAAAUUCAAACAAUUUCGUAGGAUUCUUUGGAAUAUAAUAACAUUUUCAAAAUGUACCGUAACUAUGAAUUAAUCGGUCAUAAUAUUUAUAUCAUAUUAUUCGAUAUUAUUAUGAUAUUAUAAACAAAUCGAUGAUGAAAUUGAAGUAAUUUUUUCUUUCUCUUUUUUUUUUUUCUUUUUUUGUUUCUCUUCUUUUCUUGUGUUUUUUCUUUUUAUUAUAUUGAUUUUUAAUAUUAAAAAAAAAAAAAAAAAAAAAAAAAAAGUAAAGAAACGUAAUUCAAACGUACUCCGCGGGUAAAGUCGGACACGACAGGAAAAUGAUAAAGGUAGCUGCCCUCCCCUCCAAUGGAACUGUAAACAAAAAUUUCCAUACUCGUUAAAUCUAUAUUAUACUUUAUCUGUGGUAUGACAUGAAAAUAGUCACGGGUAAUCUAGAGUACUCAAGAAUAAGCCGAAAAUAAUGAUUGUCGUUAACUCUAAUUAAUAUCUUCUCUAUGUUACAAGGAUGUUAAUUACGGUAGAAAUUUCAAAUACGUUUUCGUUAAGGACGGACGAUAGUGAAUGGCGGCGCCAGUUGUAUUAUCGCUUGCUCAGAUCAUUCUUACAUACAAGUGUGAGCAUAGCGGGAUGACCGGGAACGCAUAUUAUCUACAGGCUGGAUGAAAUGUCAGACCUGUUCGGGGGUGGGUGGAUAUACAUGGAUUGGUGAGAGGUUAAGAAGAUCGACAAAUUCAAACUUUUUGUGAUUUUGGUGAUGCUGUUAGAAGCUUUUGGAAUUCUACAUAGCCAACCGGUCUUGCUCUACUUUGCAUGUGAAGGUUGGCAGUGCCUCCAUUUUAUGAUAUAUAAUCUGUGGUGUAUGUUUGGAAGAAGAAGAAGUUUUUCUAUAUAAAAGAUGUCCUUCAUUCUUACUGCCGUCCUCGGAUCGCGUUGUUUUGGGAAGGAACGAGCUAUGACGUUGAGUAAAACUAUAUGAAGGAACAAAUCAAAAUCAGAUCUAUGUGAAAGAAAAAAGAAGAAAAAAAGAAAAAGAAGGAAGUAACAAGCAAAGAAGAAAAAAAAAAAGAAAGGAAAGAAAUUGAUUAGAAACAAACUGGUAUAAAAAAUGAAG